AUGGACGAGGACCAGGUCCCCUCUCAGAUUACGCCGCACAACGCGGCCCCGGGCAAGAAGAGCGUCGGCGACCACCUGCGGAGCGUCAAGAAGACAUUCACCACCCGCCACGGCCUGCUCGGCGACUACGACUAUGCCUUCCUCUUCACGCCCAACCUGCCCUUCAUGAAGCGCCCGUCCCACUCGUCGCCCUUCUUCGGGCUCAACGACCGCAUGCCCGUCGUCCUCGCCCUGCUCCUCGGCUUCCAGCACUCCCUGGCCAUGCUCGCCGGUGUCAUCACUCCGCCCCUGCUGCUCGGCGGCGCCGCCGGUGUCAACCUCGACGUCGUCGGCCAGCAGUAUCUCGUCUCCACGGCGCUCAUUGUAUCCGGUAUUCUCACGGCUGUUCAGAUCACGCGGUUCCACAUCUACAAGACUCCAUACUAUAUCGGCACUGGCCUCAUCUCCGUUGUCGGCAUCUCGUUCACCAUCAUCCCCAUUGCCCAAGGCGCGUUCGCCCAGAUGUACGCGAAUGGGUUCUGCCCAACGUCUCCCACAGGUGUCAAGCUGCCGUGCCCGGACGCCUAUGGCGCUGUUCUGGGGACGUGCGCCGUGUGCGCCUUGGUCGAGAUUCUCAUCGCCUUCAUCCCGCCCAAGAUCAUGCUUAAGAUCUUCCCGCCGAUCGUCACAGGACCUACCGUCAUGCUUAUCGGCGUCUACUUGAUCAAGAGCGGCUUCAGGAACUGGGCUGGCGGUUCUGGCCCUUGCUCCGACGCCAGCCCAGCCGCGUUCUUCGCCAAGUGUCCCAACAUUGCCGCGCCGCACGCGCUGCCAUGGGGCUCGCCAGAGUACCUUGGUCUCGGCUUCUCCGUCUUCGUCACCAUCAUCCUCUGCGAGCGCUUCGGGUCGCCCAUCAUGAAGUCUACGAGUGUCAUCCUGGGCCUCCUGGUCGGCUGCAUCAUCGCCGCUGCCACGGGCUACUUUGACCGCUCCGGCAUCGAUGCCGCGCCCGCCGCGUCCUUCCUGUGGGUGCGCACGUUCAAGCUCACCGUGUACGGGCCUCUGGUGCUGCCCAUCAUCGCCCUGUUCAUCAUCGUCGCUUGCGAAGCUAUUGGUGACAUCACUGCCACUUGCGAUGUGUCUCGCCUCGAGGUCCAGGGCAAGCUCUACGAGUCUCGCAUCCAGGGUGGUGUCCUGGCCGACGGCCUCGCCGGUGUUUUCGCCGCGCUCAUGACCAUGACGCCCAUGUCAUGCUUCGCCCAGAACAACGGUGUCAUUGCGCUGACGCGGUGCGCGAACCGCACUGCGGGCUACUGCUGCUGCUUCUUCCUGAUCAUCAUGGGCAUCUUUGCCAAGUUCGCGGCCGCGCUCGUUGCGAUCCCCUCCGCCGUUCUUGGCGGCAUGACAAGCUUUCUGUUCUGCGCUGUGGCCGUGUCCGGCAUCUCCAUCAUCACCAAGGGCGUCCCUUUCACUCGCCGCAACCGCUUCAUCCUCACCGCGGCCCUGACGCUGGGCUACGGCGCCACGCUGGUGCCGACCUACUUUUCCAACGUCUUCACCAACGUCAACACGAACGGCAACGUCGGCCUACAGGGCCUGCUCGACGCCAUCGAGCUCAUCAUGGGCUCGGGCUUCGCGCUGACGGCGUUCAUCAGCAUGAUCCUGAACCUGACGCUGCCCGAGGAGGUCGAGGACACCGCGGCUGCCGAGGGUGUCGUGACCAACGGGGAGACUACGGGCAUUCUUGCUACUUCGCAGCAGCAGCACCACCAAGAGAAGGGGCUCGAGCAUGCGGCGGGCCCUGUCGGUCAAGAAGGCUCUGCCGUGGGCGGGAACGACAGCAUGGACGGUGAUGAGAAGUAUAAGCGCGUUUAG
Messenger RNA from Microdochium trichocladiopsis, 1854 nucleotides. RefSeq names its product permease family-domain-containing protein. Lineage: Eukaryota; Fungi; Ascomycota; Sordariomycetes; Xylariales; Microdochiaceae. Gene Ontology annotation, cellular component: fungal-type vacuole; membrane. The record is from RefSeq and is a predicted model, not a curated record. Gene Ontology annotation, biological process: xanthine transport; transmembrane transport. Gene Ontology annotation, molecular function: xanthine transmembrane transporter activity. The transcript has 6 exons. Bases 1 to 1854 code for a protein of 617 amino acids.